Messenger RNA from Lemur catta (Ring-tailed lemur), 2153 nucleotides. RefSeq names its product receptor accessory protein 2 (gene REEP2). Gene Ontology annotation, cellular component: cytoplasmic microtubule; endoplasmic reticulum tubular network; endoplasmic reticulum membrane. The record is from RefSeq and is a predicted model, not a curated record. Gene Ontology annotation, biological process: endoplasmic reticulum tubular network organization. Gene Ontology annotation, molecular function: microtubule binding; taste receptor binding. The transcript has 8 exons. NCBI's taxonomy places the organism in Eukaryota, Metazoa, Chordata, Mammalia, Primates, Lemuridae. Bases 198 to 959 code for a protein of 253 amino acids.
CGGCCCGCCGCUGCGGCACGGACCUCCCCUUUAACGGCGGCGGCUCGGCGCUCCGCUGCCCCCGCGGCGGCUGCUGCUGCUGCUCCUGCGGCUCCCGCGGCUCCUGCUGCCGCCGCCGCCGCCGCCGCCGCUCGGCCUCGGGCAGCUGCAUCCUCGGGCCGGGCCGGUCCCCGCCCCGCGCCGCGCCCGGCCCCGCCAUGGUGUCCUGGAUCAUCUCUCGCCUGGUGGUGCUCAUCUUUGGCACCCUGUACCCAGCCUAUUCUUCCUACAAGGCCGUGAAGACAAAAAACGUGAAGGAGUAUGUGAAAUGGAUGAUGUACUGGAUCGUCUUUGCCUUCUUCACCACGGCCGAGACGCUCACGGAUAUCGUGCUCUCCUGGUUCCCUUUCUACUUUGAGCUCAAGAUCGCUUUUGUAAUAUGGCUGCUGUCCCCUUACACCAAGGGCUCCAGCGUGCUCUACCGCAAGUUCGUGCACCCGACGCUGUCCAACAAGGAGAAGGAGAUAGAUGAGUACAUCACGCAGGCCCGAGACAAGAGCUAUGAGACCAUGAUGAGGGUGGGCAAGAGGGGCCUCAACCUGGCCGCCAAUGCCGCAGUCACCGCUGCUGCCAAGGGCCAGGGGGUGCUGUCAGAGAAGCUCCGAAGCUUCAGCAUGCAGGACCUGACCCUGAUCCGGGAUGAGGAUGCGCUGCCCCUUCAGGGGCCUGACGGCCGCCUCCGACCCAGCCCUGGUGGCCUUCUGGACACCAUCGAGGACACAGAUGACCCUGCCCUGAGUUUAAGAUCUAGCACAAACCAGGCAGAUCCCCGGACAGAGGCCUCUGAGGAUGACAUGGGAGACAAGGCUCCCAAGAGGGCCAAAUCCAUCAAAAAAAUGCCCAAAGCUGAGCCCCUGACUUCCAAGACACUGAAGACCCGGCCCAAGAAGAAGAGCCCUGUUGGGGGCGACUCAGCCUGAGGUCUUCGGCCCGCCGCUGCAGAACAAGGAGGAAGCCUCAGGAAGGGCUCGGCCCCAGCCUCUGCUCCUCACUGUGCCAGUAGCCAGGUGUCUCAGGCCCCUGCGGCCCCCUCAGCCAUUUCCGGUGCCUACCCAGUGGCCACUUCUCUGGAAGGGGCUUGGAAAAGAGGAGGGGGGCCCAGCUAUGGGGGCUGAGGGUAGAGGCUGGACCAGGGGCUGGGGACUGAGCUGCCCAAGGAGGUGGGGACUGCUCAACCUGCUCCGCUGCUCUCCCUGCUCCAGCCCUGCCCCACCCGCCCAGUGCCUUGCUGAAGACCAUGGCCACCCCCUUCUGAGGUCCUAACACGCCCCGCCCCUGCUCUUGGGGGUGAGGGACAGUCACAGCCCAGGUGGACCGAGGACGGGCCUGAAAGCACCUGCAGAAAGGGAGCAAAGAGGGAAGGCCUCGAGGGACUCGGGCAGCGACCGCCGGCCACAGCUGCAGAUGGAGGCGGCGUGUCAGUGUGUGCUCAGUGACCAGGGUGGCCAGGCCAGAGUUGCAGCAAGGGGCCCUUUUCCUAGGCAUUGGGCAGGGCUGUGUGCUACAUGUCCCCACAGAAAGAGGUGGGGGUUCCAGGGUAUGUGUGAAUGAGUGUGCGUGUGUCUUUCUGGGUCUAGGGCUGGCGGGUUUGGGUAAAGAACUCUCCCUGCAGCUGGCCCCUCCUCCCACCCUUAGCCCCAGAGCCAGCUGGCCCACCCCCUGCCCCUCCCUCCUAGUCUCUGAGCCUCAGGGGAACCCACCCAUGAGAGAAUGGGGUCCAAGGGGCCUCUCACGUCCUCCCCUGCUCUCGAUCCCUUUUAUGUCACCCACUUCCCACUCUGCCCCUGGCUGGACCCCCUCUACUCCUCAGGGCCCACUGUACAGGCCCCUGCAGAGCUGUCUCCUUUCCUUGUCCCUGGGGGCUUAUCCCCCCUUGCCCCAGGGUCCCCUUCCUGUGCUAAGCAGACUGAGCCCUGUAUGAGCAGAACCUUGUCGGAGCCCAGCCUCAUCCCACACCCUGGCCUAGCUUCUGCCAUGGCGUCAAUCAGGGCCAAGGGGGGACGUGUGAAGAAGACAGAAGUGUGGGGGCUGCAGGGCCCCCGGCUCCAUGGAGAGAGGGUGCCCGUUGGACCUUUGGCACUGGAUGAGCCAAUAAACCACACUCUGGCACCUCA